UUAGACCAGUGGCUGGGCAUCAUGAAGAUCGCUGCUUUUAACAUUCAGAAAUUUGGCAAAUCAAAACUAUCGGAUCCGUUAGUGCGGAAAACCCUGAUUAAGAUAGUUUCACGCUAUGACAUCAUCGUGAUUCUGGAGGUGGUGGAUUCAAGUGGAAUCUCAGUGGAUGAGUUUCUCAAAGAGCUGAACAAGUAUACUAAGACGCAUCAUUACACCUUGAAGAUCAGCACACGGCUGGGACGAGGAACUUACAAAGAACAGUUUAUGUUCCUUUACAGGGACGACCUGGUGGAUUUGAUUGGUUCCUACCAAUAUAAAGAUGAUGAGACUGGAGACGAGGAUGCUUUUGCCAGAGAACCGUAUGUUCUGCGAUUCACAUGUCACGAAACUGUGUUGAAGGAUUUGGUGCUGAUUCCUGUUCACACAAAACCAGAGGAUUCAGUGAAAGAACUGGACGAACUCUAUGAUGUGUUCCAAAACGUCAAGGAGAAAUGGGAGACGGAUAACAUUAUGAUACUGGGGGACUUCAAUGCAGAUGGAAAUUACGUGUCUGAAAAACAAAUGCAUAAAAUCAGAAUCCGGAGCGACAAGAAUUUCCAUUGGCUGAUCACAGACGACGUUGACACCACAGCCAGUGUUAAUAAUGACCACACUUAUGACCGGAUCGUGGUAUAUGGAAACGAUAUGUUGGAGGCUGUUGUUCCAGAUUCUGCAAAACCAUUCAACUUCCAGAAGGCCUACAAGCUAACAGAUGAGAAUGCACUGAAAGUGAGUGAUCACUACCCAGUAGAGGUGGAACUAAAGCGAAAAAGUCCGCAGGCAAAGCGGGAAAGUCAGCAGCCGAAACGUGAAAGUCAGCAGCCAAAGCGCAAACGCACAUGUAAGAAACAACUUCAGGUCGAAAUAGCAAUACAUUGAAAGAGUAUAAACAAUAAGAAUGCUAUUCUUUCUUUAGGAAAAACAAUGAUACUUCAAGCUAGAAGUUUGUGAAAGAGCCGGACAAGAGACCGAAUUCUCCUCCAGAAGUGACCGAAGACCCAAAUAUGAAAUUGGAACAGAUUAAAGAAUUUCUUGCAAGAAAUCAUUCAGAACUUGAAUUGUCUUGUAAAAAUGUAGUGAGAGUUUCACAAAGGACAUUAAAUCAUCUCAAACAGAAACUUAAACACAUUACAAACUUUAUUCCCGAACUUUGUCUUUACAAGAGUAAUAAACUAAGAAAGAAAAGGAUUUGCCAUUAUGUGGACCCAAAUGAUGUUUACACAGACUUUAAUCAGACAAUGUGUUCCCAAACAUGGCAAGCAAAUAUAAAAUAAAAACACUAAUUCAUUUCUUCCCA
Triplophysa dalaica is the source of this 1336-nucleotide messenger RNA. It is a transcript of the gene dnase1l4.1, whose product is annotated as deoxyribonuclease 1 like 4, tandem duplicate 1. Bases 22 to 918 code for a protein of 298 amino acids. NCBI's taxonomy places the organism in Eukaryota, Metazoa, Chordata, Actinopteri, Cypriniformes, Nemacheilidae. The record is from RefSeq and is a predicted model, not a curated record. The transcript is spliced from 9 exons. Gene Ontology annotation, biological process: DNA catabolic process. Gene Ontology annotation, cellular component: nucleus. Gene Ontology annotation, molecular function: DNA nuclease activity.